AGUAAGAUUGCUUUACAUGAAAGAAAUGAGUAAAAUUUUCCCUUCAUUUUCUUGUCUUUUCUUUCAGUGAUGCACACGCUCAAAGUUUUCACAUCAUCUUCUCAAAUUGCUAGGCUACCAGAGUUCUGGGAGGUCACGUAUGUUGACGGCAUUCAGAUUUUGCAUUUUGACAGCAACAGCAGGAAAACGAAAGCCAAACUGGACUGGGUGAACAAAAUCACAGCAGAGGAUCCAGAAUUCUGGAAGCAAGAGAACGAGAAUAACAUUGUCAAUGAGCAGGUGUCCAAAGUCAACAUUGAAAUCGCUAAGGAGCACUUCAACCACACUGGAGGAGUUCACUUGAUCCAGAGGAGAAAUGGUUGUGAAUGGGUUGACGAAACCGAUGAUGUGCAUGGUUGGGAAGACUGCAGUUAUGACGGAGGAGACUUAAUCUCAUUUGAGCCGAGAACAACGAGAUGGAUCGCGGCGCAUCCACAAGCUUCCAUAACAAAAAACAAGCUGGACCAGAACGUCGGGUUGAAUGAAUACAAGCAGCAUUCCCUUCCUGAGUUGUGUCCUUUCCUCUUGAAGAACCAUGUGAGCAAUGGGCGGGACUUCCUAAUGAGAACAGAGCUUCCCACAGUGUCUCUCCUCCAGAAGACGCCUUCCUCUCCAGUCACCUGCCACCCGACAGGUUUCUACCCCGCCACAUCGGCCCUUUUCUGGAGGAAGGACGACAAGGAGCUCCAUGAGUACGUGGAGAGUGGAAAGCUCCUCCCCAACCGCGACGGAACCUUCCAGACCACGGCCCACCUGAAGGUGGAGGUGACGCCCGACGCGGAGGGCGAGUACGAAUGUGUGUUCCAGCUGGCCGGCGUCAAGGAAGCCGUCGUUGUCAAGCUGGACAGCAGAAGCAUCUUGAGCAACGCGCGCAUCCAAGGUGACAGUCAUUGAG
Hippocampus comes (tiger tail seahorse) is the source of this 934-nucleotide messenger RNA. Its product is annotated as major histocompatibility complex class I-related gene protein-like. The transcript has 3 exons. Gene Ontology annotation, cellular component: external side of plasma membrane. Gene Ontology annotation, biological process: immune response. The record is from RefSeq and is a predicted model, not a curated record. NCBI's taxonomy places the organism in Eukaryota, Metazoa, Chordata, Actinopteri, Syngnathiformes, Syngnathidae. Bases 70 to 933 code for a protein of 287 amino acids.